ACUUUGGACACCCCCCCCCCCAGGCCCAGAUGUAGUCCAUAUUUACCUCAUGAAAUGGGAAAGAGAGGACGUCCGUGGGUCGGUCCUUCCUCCGGUACAUGUGGUUUAUCUGCCGGAUCCUGCGGUCGUCGACACAAACGAUGCCCAGGUCGAAGUUGCGGAUGCCGAGGAUGUGUCUUAUGGUGUCGGCGUCCUUUCGCAGCCUGGCACGGCGGAGAGGAACCACCUUUUGCAGGCACUUGCGUAGGCGAGGGGGGCCGCACAAGACGGAAGCAGCCACGGACUUGAGCCGCUGGCGACUGACCAAUGCUGACGGCAGGCAAACCUGGCGUUACGUGGACGAUGUCGACGGUCCGGAGAGAGAGCAGACCAUGCUCGAGGCCCAUUCUUUAGGCUUGGACACGACAAAGUUUGUGCGUGACUCCCCGCCCGCCAGCACAGCCGUACGAGCAGCCAUGAAGGGCAUGCUCUUCUACAGUCACCUCCAGGCGGAGGACGGCCACUGGGCGGGGGACUAUGGUGGACCUCUCUUCCUGCUUCCAGGUCUACUCAUCACUUGCCAUAUAGCUAAGAUCCCUCUGCCCGAGGCUUGGAAGUUGGAGAUGAUUCGAUACUUGCGCUCUGUUCAGCUUCCAGAUGGAGGCUGGGGCCUACAUAUUGAAGAUAAGUCAACAGUAUUUGGGACAGCUCUGAGCUACACCUCACUAAGGAUUCUGGGUGUCGGUCCAGAUGACCCAGAUAUGGUUCGAGCAAGGAACAACCUACACAGCAAAGGUGGUGCAGUUGGGAUCCCUUCAUGGGGGAAAUUCUGGCUGGCCAUUCUCAAUACCUACAGCUGGGACGGAAUGAACACCCUGCUACCAGAGAUGUGGUUGCUCCCCACUUGGAUGCCGGCUCACCCCUCGACGCUGUGGUGCCACUGUCGCCAGGUGUACCUCCCCAUGAGCUACUGCUAUGCUGUCCGACUCGCCGCUGAGGAGGACGCCCUGGUCCUCGGCCUCAGACAGGAGCUUUAUGUCCAGGACUAUGCUAGCAUUGACUGGCCAGCUCAGAGGAGCAAUGUGGCACCGUGUGAUUUAUACACACCUCAAAGCACACUUCUGACUGUCUCCUACAUGGUGCUAAACGUGUAUGAGGCUCACCACAGCGCCGCGCUGAGAGGAAUGGCUGUCAAAGAAUUGUAUGAGCACAUUCAGGCCGAUGACCGCUUCACAAAAUGCAUCAGCAUUGGACCGAUUUCCAAGACAAUCAACAUGCUGGUCCGCUGGUCCGUGGACGGUCCGUCUUCUCCAGCCUUCCAGGAGCAUGUGUCCAGGAUCCCCGACUACCUCUGGUUGGGACUCGAUGGCAUGAAAAUGCAGGGCACCAAUGGCUCUCAGCUCUGGGACACUUGCUUCGCAGUGCAGGCUUUCCUCGAGGCAGGAGCCCAAAAUGACGCUAAACUCGCCGAGUGUCUCGGACGUGCCCACGAGUUUCUCACCGUCACGCAGAUUCCAGAUAAUCCCCCAGAUUACCAAAAGUACUACAGACAGACAAACAAGGGAGGUUUCCCCUUCAGUACCCGCGACUGUGGCUGGAUAGUGGCGGACUGCACGGCUGAGGGUCUCAAGACAAUGAUGUUGCUGGACGAGCUGUGCCCCUCCACCAGCAAACCUGUCGCUUUGGAGCGCCUGUACAAUGCUGUCAAUGUGCUAUUGAGCAUGAAAAACUCAGAUGGUGGAUUUGCCACAUACGAAACAAAGAGAGGGGGAAGACUCCUGGAGCGGCUCAACCCGUCUGAGGUGUUUGGCGACAUCAUGAUAGAUUAUACCUACGUGGAAUGUACGUCAGCGGUACUCCAGGCUCUGAGGCACUUCCAAAAAGUCCACCCAGAACACCGCGCUGAGGAAAUAAGCAACACCCUGAGAGAAGGACUGGAUUAUUGUCGGAAGGUGCAGAGGCCAGAUGGAUCCUGGGAAGGGUCCUGGGGAGUGUGUUUCACAUACGGGACCUGGUUUGGCCUCGAAGCCUUGGCCUGUAUGGACCACGUCUACAGGGACAGCGGGGACGUGUGUGCCGAGGUGCAGGGAGCCUGUCGGUUCCUGUUGGAUCGGCAGAUGUCAGACGGCGGCUGGGGGGAGGACUUUGAGUCGUGUGAGCGGCGUUGCUACGUUCAGAGCCGCUCCGCUCAGAUCCACAACACCUGCUGGGCGCUGCUAGGACUCAUGGCUGUCAGACACCCUGACCAGCGGGCCAUUGAAAGAGGAAUACAACUACUGAUUGAUAAGCAGCUUCCCAAUGGAGACUGGCCUCAGGAGAACGUUGCAGGCGUGUUCAACAAGAGCUGUGCUAUCAGCUACACUUCCUACAGAAACGUCUUCCCGAUUUGGACCCUCGGACGCUUCUCUGCAUUAAACCCUGGCAGCUCUCUGACGGGAAAGCUCGACUUGUCAAUCAACUGACUGGUACUUGUCCCAGCAUUAUUUUGCAUUGCAGCUUUUUGAUUGAUGUAUCAUUUACAGUGUGUGAGUAGGUUCAUUGACAGUAGCAGGUCUAGUUUCAAUUAGGGAUGAGUGAUAUGGCCUAGAAUCUAUAUCCUGAUAUAUACUGAGUUUUUCAGACUAUAGGGUGCACGGGUAAAUUGUCUGCACCCACUAAUUAUCUACAGUGGCUCAUGUGUCAACUCUGUUCAAAUGAAUGUGAACUCGCAAUUUUCCUAUUUGUUCAAUCAAUCAAUCAAUCGAUCAAUGUUUAUUUAUAUAGCCCUAAAUCACGAGCGUCUCAAAGGGCUGCACAAGCCACAACGGCAUCCUCGGCUCAGAUCCCACAUCAGGGCAAGGAAAAACUCAACCCAGUGGGAUUACAAUGAGAAACCUUGGAGAGGACCGCAGAUGUGGGACGACCCCACACACUCUAUCGAGGGAGAACGGUGCAAUGGACGUCGAGUGGGUCUAGCAUAAUAUUGUGGAAGUCCAGUCCAUAGUGGAUCUAACAUAGUAGUGAGACUCCAGUCCAUAGUGGAUCUAACAUAAUAGUGACAGUCCAGUUCAUAGUGGAUCAAACAUAAUAGUGAGAGUCCAGUCCAUAGUGGAUCUAACAUAAUACUGAGAGUCCAGUCCAUAGUGGAUCUAACAUAAUAGUGAGAGUCCAGUUCAUAGUGGAUCAAACAUAAUAGUGAGAGUCCAGUCCAUAGUGGAUCCAAGAUAAUAGGAGUCCAGUCCAUAGUGGAUCUAACAUAAUACUGAGAGUCCAGUCCAUAGUGGAUCAAACAUAGUAGUGAGAGUCCAGACCAUAGUGGAUCUAACAUAAUAGGAGUCCAGUCCAUAGUGGAUCUAAUAUAAAAGGAGUCCAGUCCAUAGUUGAUCAAACAUAAUAGUGACACUCCAGUUCAGAGUGGAUCAAACAUAAUAGUGAGAGUCCAGUCCAUAGUGGAUCUAAGAUAAUAAGAAUCCAGUCCAUAGUGGAUCUAACAUAAUAGUGAGAGUCCAGUCCAUAGUGGAUCUAACAUAAUAGUGAAAGUCCAGUCCAUAGAGGAUCUAACAUAAUAGGAGUCCAGUCCAUAGUGGAUCUAAUAUAAAAGGAGUCCAGUCCAUAGUGGAUCAAACAUAAUAGUGAGAGUCCAGUCCAUAGUGGAUCUAACAUAAUAGUGAGAGUCCAGUCCAUUGUGGAUCUAACAUUGUAGUGUGAGAGUCCAGUCCAUAGUGGAUCUAACAUAAUAGUGAGAGUCCAGUCCAUAGUGGAUCUAACAUAAUAGUGAGAGUCCAGUCCAUAGUGGGGCCAACAAGAGACCAUUCCGAGCGGAGACAGGUCAGAAGUGCAGAGAUGUCCCCGACCGAUGCACAGGCCAGCGGUCCACCCCGGGUCAGGACUCUGGACAUCCAGCCCUUCAUCCAUGGCCACUGGACCUGUGUCCCUGACUGAUCUCCAGCAUUGCUUCAGUGUAUACCACCCUCAGUCCUUCUUCCAUAAGUUAGAUUUUAGACUUCAUUUUGGAAUCAAAAGACUCAGUUUACUUAUGUAAGCAAUAUUUGCAGAGACUUUAAUCAUCGGGAGGAUUAGAACUACCGAACUUUAGGGUUUACUUACUGGGUCACCAACAUUAGAAUUCUUAAAUAUCGGCUGCAAUAUGAAGCAUCUGAUCCUCCUUUGUUAUGGCUGCUUUAUGUAGGUGUGAAGGUUCCCCUCUUGGGUGGGUUCUCCUGGCCGACAGAUCAUCUAGUUUGAAUACAGUCUUUUAUUUGCAUGCACACACGCAGCGAUUGCUUUCCAGCAAUAUAAAUGUUUUCGUUUCAGUCUCCUGUCUCUCCCUGACUCCAACUCCUCUAUCUCGUCCCGGCUGCUGCUAAUGUAGGCGACAGGUGAUUAGGUAUACAAGGCCCACCUGGGCCAUCGACUCACCUGUCGUUGUCUUCGAGGCCGGUCCUUGCACACCCCGCAGGCCACGCCCACCUCCACAGUAGACUAACUCAACUAAACCAGUAUCUCUUAGGGCUCUGGUUCACUCUCCCAUCUGCUCUGCUACUUCUGCUUUUAUGAAAAAUCCCAUCGUUAAAAACCUUGCACCAUCACAUCUAAUCAUGUUUUCCCUCCCUCUCUUGUCGAUAAUGCUUUUUUUAAGAUGGGGAAGUCUGGCGAUCAACAGUAUUAAACAUUUAUACCUUGACAACACUCUUUCCAGCAACUUUGUGAUACAUUUUUACACCCAAAUCAACACUUUUUUAGGUGUCUACAGAUCCACAAUUUUGUUUUUUUUGAUUGAUUGAGACUUUUAUUAGUAGAUUGCACAGUACAGUAUGUAUUCUGUACAAAUGACCACUAAAUGGUAACACCUGAAUAAGUUUUUCAACUUGUUUAAGUCGAGGUCCACGUUAAUCAAUUCAUGGUUCGUAAUACUUUUCCCAGGUUUCCAAACAUACCGACUGACACAGUUUUAGAUAUGUUUCCUCCAUCUUUAAAAGUAUCAAUUACACAUAUUUAUAACCUAAACUUUAAGGUAACACCUUGUGACAGUCUCUUGCUGUCGCCGUGCCGGUUCAAUGAACCACCCAGGAAGGACAUGCUUUUGAGCAGGUUUGACUUCUUUAUUUUGCAUGAAAGGUUGGUUGCAGCUUGAAUCGCUUUUCAGCUCCUUCCUCCACUGCUUGUUCCCGGUCUGCUUUUCAGCUGUCGUCGUCGUGCUCGUCUUGCGCUCUGUGUUGCUCUCGCCUCUCAUGCGCUGUGGACUCUUCUCCUUCCUUCUCGAUCUCUCCUCCUUCUCCCCUUUUAUACAGUGUCAGGAGAAAUGUUAAUCGUUUCCCACGCACCUGAAUUCUACUGCGGCAGCGUCGCUCCCGGCACGCCCCGCCUCUCCGCUGCACCGCAUUCUCCGCCUCCUUGCCGCCAUCUUGGGCAGGGCUGCAGCGUGCCCUGUCCAAGAUGUCGGCCCGUCGGCUACUCCUCUCCACACACCUGUGUUAUUUUCUCUUAGCAAAUUCAAAAAGAAUCUACUUUGUUAGAUAGAAGUAUUAUUGUGCCAAGCCCGCCAUAUCAGAGAUAUUUUUAUAUUUUUAUUAAAUUGGAGAGAAUUUGACUGACGUUUAAUGGUUGUUCUGUAAAAUUUCCAUAAGUAUGGGGUGCUUUUUUAAAAUAUGUAAUGGAGACUGAGCUCCAGUUUGGCCCCGAUUGAGAGGUAAUUGAAUUGUGGGUGAUUGAUGAGCCUUUUGUUUGCUUGUGUGUAUUGUUGCAUCAUGUUGGGGCCAUUCGGAAGUCCAGUUGUCUGUGGUUUCAUGUCGAUAUUAUAUAAUACAAAAAAUUAAACUCGUAUUUAUGUUAAAAAAUGUGUGUCAAAAAAAUCAAUAAAUAUUUUUUAAAAAGUCA
Messenger RNA from Nerophis ophidion (straightnose pipefish), 5835 nucleotides. RefSeq names its product lanosterol synthase (2,3-oxidosqualene-lanosterol cyclase) (gene lss). Gene Ontology annotation, molecular function: lanosterol synthase activity. Lineage: Eukaryota; Metazoa; Chordata; Actinopteri; Syngnathiformes; Syngnathidae. The record is from RefSeq and is a predicted model, not a curated record. Gene Ontology annotation, biological process: cholesterol biosynthetic process; triterpenoid biosynthetic process. Gene Ontology annotation, cellular component: lipid droplet. The transcript is spliced from 22 exons. Bases 99 to 2441 code for a protein of 780 amino acids.